Solea senegalensis (Senegalese sole) is the source of this 2515-nucleotide messenger RNA. Its product is annotated as prostaglandin G/H synthase 2-like. NCBI's taxonomy places the organism in Eukaryota, Metazoa, Chordata, Actinopteri, Pleuronectiformes, Soleidae. The transcript is spliced from 10 exons. The coding region runs from base 381 to 2207 and encodes 608 amino acids. The record is from RefSeq and is a predicted model, not a curated record. Gene Ontology annotation, molecular function: heme binding; oxidoreductase activity, acting on single donors with incorporation of molecular oxygen, incorporation of two atoms of oxygen; prostaglandin-endoperoxide synthase activity. Gene Ontology annotation, biological process: cyclooxygenase pathway; response to oxidative stress. Gene Ontology annotation, cellular component: neuron projection; cytoplasm.
GUAUACAUAGAUAUAAACUUUAAUUUAAGUGUGUGUUUCCACUUAACUAAUCCCAUUUCACUUUAAUCCAAAAUUAAAAUACACUCAUCCUUUAAUCCAGGGUCGGAAGUGAACGGACUAAUAGUUGCGAAAGAAAAGACAUUCCUUUACAGUCACUUAGGUGUCAGUCGAGGCAAAUUCUAUUUACAGGCGCGUCUCGCUGCUUCCAUGGGUGUGACGUCACCCACGCCAGGAGUAUAAAUUUGCAGCACGCGAGUACGACUGGCUAUUCAAACCCUCAGCACCAGAGGAGCCACCGGAGGAGAGGAGGGACAAGAAGAGUAGACAGACAAGAAAAGCCAAGUAACUAAAAAAAGAAAAGAAGAAAAAGUCUUUAGACUAUGAACAGACUCACAUUCGUGCUUUCCCUGUUGGCGCUGGGCUGUCUUGUGUGCGAAGGAGGUAACCCUUGCUGCUCAGAGCCAUGCCAGAACAGGGGCAUAUGCACAGCACUCGGCACAGAUGAUUACGAGUGUGACUGCACCCGCACAGGUUUCUAUGGACAGAACUGCACAACACCUGAGUUCCUCACACGGAUCAAGCUGACCUUGAAACCAUCACCCAACACUGUCCACUACCUUCUCACCCACUUCAAGGGCUUCUGGAACAUCAUCAACAACAUCUCUUUUCUCCGGGAUGCCAUCAUGAGAUAUGUGCUGACAUCCCGAUCCCACAUGAUUGAUAGUCCUCCGACUUACAAUGCGGAUUAUGGUUACAAAAGCUGGGAAGCCUAUUCCAACCUCUCAUACUAUACGCGCACUCUCCCUCCUGUACCAGAGGAUUGCCCAACCCCCAUGGGAGUAGUAGGUAAAAAAGAGCUACCUGAUGCUAAACUUUUGGCCGAGAAGCUCCUGGUGAGGAGGCAGUUUAUCCCGGACCCGCAGGGCACCAGUCUGAUGUUUGCAUUCUUUGCACAGCAUUUCACUCACCAAUUCUUCAAAUCUGAUUUGAAGAAAGGACCUGCAUUCACCGCGGCUAAAGGCCAUGGGGUGGACCUCAGCCACAUUUAUGGAGACGACCUGGAGAGGCAACACAAGCUUAGACUCUUCAAAGACGGCAAACUUAGACAUCAGAUUGUGAACGGAGAGGUUUACCCCCCAACAGUGAAGGAAGUAGGUGUCGACAUGAUCUACCCUCCUCAUGUCCCCGAAUCUCACCGCUUUGCCGUGGGUCAUGAGGCGUUUGGCCUGGUCCCUGGUCUAAUGAUGUACGCCACCAUUUGGCUGCGGGAACACAACCGGGUGUGUGAUGUGCUGAAGGAGGUGCACCCGGACUGGGAUGAUGAAAGACUCUUCCAGACAUCACGGCUCAUCCUGAUUGGUGAGACCAUAAAGAUUGUGAUCGAGGACUACGUGCAGCAUCUCAGUGGCUAUAACUUCAAGCUCAAGUUUGACCCUGAGCUGCUCUUCAAAGAGCGUUUCCAGUACCAGAACCGCAUUUCUUCAGAGUUCAACACACUUUACCACUGGCACCCACUGAUGCCCGAUUCUUUCCACAUCGAGGAGAAGGAUUACAGUUACAAGCAGUUUGUCUUCAACACCUCUGUAGUGACUGAGCACGGCAUCAGCAACCUGGUGGACUCAUUUACCAAGCAGAUUGCUGGAAGGGUUGCUGGUGGUCGCAAUGUUCCUGCACCUAUCUUGUACGUGGCCAUUAAGUCGAUAGAGCACAGCAGACAAAUGCGUUACCAGUCUAUGAAUGCCUACAGGAAACGAUUCAACAUGAAGCCCUACAGCUCUUUCGAGGACCUGACAGGAGAGACUGAAAUGGCGGCACUGCUGGAGGAGAUGUAUGGGCAUGUCGACGCUGUGGAGCUCUACCCCGGCCUGCUUGUGGAAAAACCCAGGCAGAAUGCCAUCUUUGGGGAGACCUUGGUGGAGAUGGGGGCCCCUUUCUCCCUCAAGGGCUUAAUGGGGAACCCCAUCUGCUCCCCGGAGUACUGGAAGCCCAGCACCUUCGGAGGGAAAGUCGGGUUUGACAUCAUCAACACAGCCUCGCUGCAGAAACUCGUCUGCAACAACGUGCAAGGCCCCUGUCCUGUGGCGUCUUUCUAUGUGCCAAACAUUAAAGAGACGGAGCCGAUGAUCAUCAACUCGAGCACGUCCCACUCAAGCGGCAGUGACAUCAACCCUACGGUUAUUUUGAAAGAAAGGACUACUGAGCUCUAAUUUCCCCUUUUUCAUUAGUUGAUCUUUUUUUCUUUUUUUUACUUGUGUGUAUUUAUUUAUUUAUUUAAUACUAUUUUAAUAUUUAUUGUCGAUUCUAUUUAUAGUAUAACAUUAGAAAAGUGUCAAACUGUUUUUUUAAAAUAUGGAAUUAUGUCUUUAUGUUUUUGUCUGCUUUCCAAAAAAAAGCAAAAGCCUGUGGACUGUUAUUUAUUGAUGAUUAAUUGCAUUAUAAAAUGAUUCAUGUAAAUUAAUAUAAUGACCUCACUGCAACGUGAUACGUGUGGAUUAGUUUACAGUUCAAGCAGAUC